Molecule: messenger RNA, 1215 nt
Organism: Naegleria gruberi
Lineage: Eukaryota; Heterolobosea; Eutetramitea; Acrasida; Naegleriidae
Exons: 1
Coding region: 1-1215 (404 amino acids)
Source: RefSeq, a predicted model, not a curated record
AUGAAGAAAUUACAAAAAUUAAUAUUGGAAAUUCCAAUCGAAACAACAAUAUUGGAAGAAAUUGAAAAGGAUCCAAAUUUUCUAGUUGAUUUCUUUAGGAAUGUAUCUUCAAAUUGCCAAGAAUUAUUUCUCAGAUUUGAGGGCACAGCCAUUGUCAAUCAAUUACAAUUAGAUUAUAUCAGUAACUUAUCAAGAUUGGAAAUUAAUCAACUUCCUAAUCCUCUAUUGUUGAAUCCAUCGUUAAGGGAAUUGAAAAUUGGAACCUAUUCCACAGUACCACCAAUUAGUUGCCAAUUUUUGAACAAGGAUUUCUUAAUGGGAAACAAGUUUGAUCACCUUAAACGAUUGGAAUUGCUUCGAGUGAGAAAUUUAGAAGGUGCCUCAAACUCAUUUCCCUCUUUGGAAUUUGUAAAAUGUUUUUGUUGCUUUUUCAAUAGUGGAAUUGAUUUUUUUACAAGAAUUAGGAAAUUGAAAAGUUUGAUUUUGGAUAAGUGUGAUUUCAAAUUACAAUCAAAUGUUGAAUUUCAGUGUAAAGAAUUGGAAGAAUUGAACAUUACAACAGCACGCUCAAUCCAUUUUCUUGAUAUUUCACUUCUUAGUGGACUUCAAUUGAGAAAGUUAACUAUUUAUCCUGGUGAAAAUGAUGAUCUAUCACCGAUUGAGCAAAUGAUUAGUUUGGAAUAUUUAUCUAUUUUAUCAUCCUACCAAAAUAUUUCUUUGAAAAAGUUGACUAAUCUGAAAUAUUUAGGGUUUUCAUAUGCAGAAAUUUCAUCGAGUAGCUCAUCAACUAAUUUGAUAGAAGAGUAUCUACUCCAUAACUGUGUCAUUCACAUCAGUAGGAUAUAUAAUGCAACUGGAAACCUUAUUCCAGUUUUAUCCGAAACUGGAUCUGAAACCAUUCAUCAAUCUAUUACUGAACAAAUUUGUCAAAAUAAGAACCAAUUUGAAGGUGGAUUGAAUAAUGUGAAAUUUAUUCUCCUUUCCAAUGAGAAGAUUUAUGUUUCGUUUUAUAUUCUAGCAAGCCAUCAACCAGAUCAGCCUUACAUGACCUAUUGCUAUCCAAGUUAUAUUCUAUUCGAAAGGACUCCUCCCUUCUCCAUUCUAUCAAGUGGAAGACACUCUGAAAUGAAACAAACCUUCAAGAAUGAAAAUGUAAAUUCCAAUGACAAGGAAAUUAUUACCACCAAAAAAACAUCCAAAUGUGAAAUUCAAUGA